Molecule: messenger RNA, 1197 nt
Organism: Sphaeramia orbicularis (orbiculate cardinalfish)
Lineage: Eukaryota; Metazoa; Chordata; Actinopteri; Kurtiformes; Apogonidae
Product: partitioning defective 3 homolog
Exons: 10
Coding region: 1-1197 (398 amino acids)
Biological process (GO): establishment of cell polarity; microtubule cytoskeleton organization; intracellular protein localization
Cellular component (GO): cell cortex; adherens junction; apical plasma membrane
Molecular function (GO): protein binding; phosphatidylinositol binding
Source: RefSeq, a predicted model, not a curated record
AUGUAUUUUUACAGCUGUGGCAGACCUCCUCCAGUCAUGUCCUCCUGGCUGCAGCAGGUUCAGGAGGACGAGGCCAGAGAAGAGGAGAAUGGGCGGAUCGAGCCGGUGGGCCGGGCCGACUCGUGUAUGGACCACACCCCCGUCAGGUCUCUAGAUUUAAUCUGCAGAGACAUAGUCAAACUGGUGGAGGUGUCAAACGACGGUGGCCCCCUGGGGAUCCACGUGGUGCCUUUCAGUGGGAGGGACCGCAGGACUCUGGGCUUGUUGGUCAAGCGUUUGGAGCGUGGAGGCAAAGCGGAGCAGCAGGGCCUGUUCCAGGAGAACGACUGCAUCGUCCGCAUCAACAACGGAGACCUGCGCAACAUCCGCUUUGAACAAGCCCAGAACAUGUUCCGUCAGGCCAUGCGUUCUCCCGUCAUCAUGUUCCACGUGGUUCCGUCGUCCAUGAAGGCCCACUACGAGCAGCUGUCCCACGCCGACAGGAACCCGGCGUACGCCUCGGGUCGCUUCAGCCCGGACUCCCUGAGCGGCAGCACCGUGUCCAGCGCCGUGGACCGCACCCCCCACAGGAUGUCCAGGCACGGCUCCCAAACGCACCCCCACCCGGACCAGAACGACGGGUACCCGCCCCUGACUCACCCGGCGGUGUCGGCGGCCAAGCCUCCCACAGGCCACGCCCUCUCCCCUCAGAAGGGGCUGAACUCCGCCCCAACGGCAGGUUAUACCAAAAAGGUGGGGAGGAGGCUCAACAUUCAGCUGAAGAAAGGUCCUGAAGGUCUGGGCUUCAGUAUCACGUCCAGAGACGUCCCCAUCGGAGGUUCAGCGCCAAUCUACGUCAAGAACAUCCUGCCCCGAGGAGCCGCCAUCCAAGAUGGCCGACUGAAGGCAGGAGACCGCCUCCUGGAGGUGAACAGUGUGGACCUGAAUGGGCGGACUCAAGAAGAGGUGGUGUCUUUGCUGAGGGCCACGCCCAUGGGCGGAGCUGUGGGUCUUCUGGUUCUACGACAGGAGGAGGCGUUCCUUCCACCAGAGAUGAAUGCUGAACCACAGGUGCACCCCCCCACAGACCUGCAUCAGCUUCACCCGUCUGUGCCAAAAGGCCCUGUGAACAGCCUGCUGCAGGCUGUGUGCAGCACACGGCAGGCUCUGGACUUCAGCAUCAGCAUGUUUUUGGUGUUAUCCCUGAGCACAACGUGA